Messenger RNA from Carassius auratus (goldfish), 2302 nucleotides. It is a transcript of the gene plekhb2, whose product is annotated as pleckstrin homology domain containing, family B (evectins) member 2. Bases 132 to 803 code for a protein of 223 amino acids. NCBI's taxonomy places the organism in Eukaryota, Metazoa, Chordata, Actinopteri, Cypriniformes, Cyprinidae. The record is from RefSeq and is a predicted model, not a curated record. Gene Ontology annotation, cellular component: membrane. The transcript has 8 exons. Gene Ontology annotation, biological process: regulation of cell differentiation.
AUCUGAUACGGUGACACAAGACAUCAGCUGAGAGGAUGAUGCUGCAGCUGAUGACGACGUCACUCGGCUAGUCGCACACGCGUCGAACGUCAACACAACAAACAGGACAACGUACGACAGUUUAUUGGAGGAUGGCGUUCGUGAAAAGCGGAUGGCUGCACAGACAAAGCACUAUCUUGCGGCGCUGGAAGAGGAACUGGUUUGACCUCUGGUCAGAUGGACGUCUGGUCUUCUACGAUGACCAGCAGCGGCGGGACAUGGAGGACGAGAUCCACAUGAAGGUGGACUGCAUUAACAUCCGCAAUGCAAGUGCAUGUAGAGAGCUCACGCCUCCUGAAGGCAAAAGCAAAGACUCCCUCCUGCAGAUCGUCUGCCGGGACGGCCGGGUCAUCAGCAUCUGCGCAGACAGUGCAGACGAUGCUUUGGCUUGGACCAUGGCACUUCAGGACGCUAGACUCAACGCUAUUGUGCCGCCGCCUCAGGUUGGUUUUGCCGAGGACGUCGUAGCAUCAGCUCCUCCCCCCUAUUCUGAAUUAAACACAACUCCUCAGGUUUUCUAUCCUGAUGGAUAUGGGGGUUAUGUUCCUCAUCCUCCGCCUUAUGCCACACAGAUGGUUUACUCCGCAGAUGGCCAGCAGUAUGCAGUUGCCUACCCGUAUCAUUAUCAAGGAGGAUACGCACCUGGUGUCAACCGAGUCAUAGUUCAGGAGCGCCGGCGUGACGACACAGGUGACGUAGCUCUGGGGAUGCUGGCCGGUGCUGCCACGGGAUUGGCCCUCGGCUCUCUGUUUUCUGUAUUCUAAUGUGUUUUUGUGAACCCAGCCCAACCCCACCUGACCUACAGCAAAAGAAACCCUUCCCAUGUUGUUUUAACUUAGCCUUUAUGCCUCGUAAUGCGCAGGUCUGAUAAUGUAGCCGGGCUGGGUGAAUAUUCACUUACUUUUCUGCAUUUGUCUUUGUACCAAAGCUUAUUUACUUUUGAUUAGGCACCAACAAAUGCGUUUGCUUUGCAAAUUUAAUCUUUAGCAUACAAAGAGAUACACUAAAAUAUUUGUGGCUGGCCUUAAGAUAAGAAUUAUCAGUUAGGUUUAUAGAUCAGCCACUGUUUAGAAACACAAACUGUGGAUUGUUGAGUCUAAAAAUGGGUCGAUUUUAUACUUGCGAUGCCCGGUUGAGAAAUGACACAGGCCUUGAUGAAAUAAAUGAUAGGCAAGAAGCUUUUCCUGUUAUUUAUAAUUAGAAAUUAAACUUGUUUUUAGUGUCGUUUGCUGCUGCAAAGUCAAAAUUGUGCUGAAUUAAAUAUUUUGUGACUGUUUCGGUUAAAAGGAAUAGUUCUCUCAAAAAUAAAUUUUUUUUUUUUUUUUUUGGCAUAAAAUAUCAGUUUUAUUGUAGGGGAAACAGGACACGGAGAUGAUAUAUUUAUGUACACACACACAAACAUAUGUAUGUUUCAUCAAUUAAAAAAACAACAACACAUUAAUAUAUAUAUAUAUAUAUUAAUGUGAAAUAUAUAUUAAUGAAAUAUUCAUUUAAAUCGAAUUCGACGAAAAACCCAUAAUAAUACUGAUGGUGACGAUACAUGAUUAAUACUGUGAUGGAGAUUGUGAUGUAAUUCAGGAAAGUGUAAAAAAUGCGUCCUUAAAUCUACCGCACCUUUUCUAAUAGUUCUUUCCUUUCUUUGCCUUUUGUUUGUUUUUGUUUUUUUGUGGCCUUCAUUUUACUCAUUUUAUUGUGUUUGUUUAUAUUCAGUGUUAUCAAGUAUUUGUCCCUAUUUUUGUGGAGACUUUACACUUUCUUUGAGAUUUAUUUACUUUGAAAAAUGUGAUUGAUUUUAUCUUGAUCUCUGAUUCUGUGUGUGUGUCUUUUUUUUUGAGAGUUAAUACAAAAUUUAAAAUAUUAUUCACAAUGUUUGUGACGGGAUGUGAUAAGGGAAACUUGAGGAUCGGAUCGAUGUGAUUGCUUACAUAAUUAUAUAAUGAUUUAUUCUUUACUGUACUUUGACUUCGUUGUGUUUACAUAACAGGUAUAAUCAUGAGUGUAUACAUAAUCAUAAUCAUAAUGCACACUAGAAGUAUCAGUGGAUUUCAGGUCUUGGUUUAAAUUAACACGGGUCCUUUGUUUUUAAAUGUUUUGUGAAAUGGACCAGUGAUUCAGAAAAAUGAAAAUUUUCAUCUGACACUUUACUUGAUGCUAAUAUCUAUUUUUUUUUUCUCUCUCAAUCGGUUUGCUGUUUGAACCUCAAAAAACUAUUUACAUGGUAAUAUAUACAGUGUGUUAUUUAUAAACUAAUAAAAUAAGAUGU